AUACUGCAGAGUUGAGACUGUAAAUUGUUGAGAAAUUCAGAUCUCUCUCUCUCUCUCCCCAAGCCUCCGAGAUUCUGAUUGAAGCUGGAGAGUGGUUCGUGAGUCUCUGACCUCGAUUUCUUCUUCCUCUGCAACGUAACUAAGAUGGCAAAAAUUCCCAUCUUUUUGAUGGGGGUUUUGCUUUUGUGCUUCAGUGAAGCGCUGGCGAAGCCUCACUACUUGAGAUAUAAAGACCCAAAACAGCCAUUAAAUGUUAGAAUAAGAGAUCUACUUGGUCGGAUGACCCUUGAAGAAAAGAUUGGCCAAAUGGUGCAAAUUGACCGAACCGUUGCUUCAAAGGAGGUUAUGAAAAAGUAUUUAAUUGGGAGUGUACUGAGCGGCGGAGGCAGUGUUCCUGCAAAAGAGGCAUCUCCAAAAGUUUGGAUUGAUAUGGUGAACGAAUUUCAAGAAGGGUGUUUGUCAACUAGACUUGGUAUUCCAAUGAUUUAUGGGAUUGAUGCUGUACAUGGUCACAACAAUGUUUAUAAGGCCACAAUUUUUCCUCAUAAUGUUGGCCUUGGAGCCACCAGAGAUCCCGAGCUUGUUAAGAGAAUUGGAGUGGCUACUGCACUCGAAGUCCGAGCUACUGGCAUUUCUUAUGUCUUCGCACCUUGCAUAGCGGUUUGUAGAGAUCCACGAUGGGGAAGAUGCUAUGAAAGCUACAGCGAAGACCCCAAAAUUGUUCAAUCGAUGACCGAAAUUAUAUCAGGUUUACAAGGAGAAAUCCCAGCCAACUCUCGGAAAGGCGUUCCUUAUGUUGCAGGAAGAGAAAAAGUAGCAGCUUGUGCAAAACAUUUUGUAGGUGAUGGUGGAACUACCAAGGGGAUCAAUGAAAACAACACAGUCAUAAAUAGACAUGGACUGCUUAGCACUCACAUGCCGGGCUACUAUAACUCUAUCAUCAAGGGCGUAUCAACUAUUAUGAUCUCAUACUCUAGCUGGAAUGGAAAGAAGAUGCAUGCUAAUCGAGAACUUAUUACCGACUUUCUCAAAAACACUCUCCGUUUCAGGGGUUUUGUUAUCUCAGAUUGGCAAGGCAUUGAUAGGAUUACCUCUCCACCUCAUGCAAAUUAUACAUAUUCCAUUAUAACAGGAGUCACUGCUGGUAUUGACAUGAUAAUGGUUCCAUUCAAUUACACAGAGUUCAUUGAUGGCCUCACUUACUUGGUAAAAACCAAUGUAAUUCCCAUGAGUCGAAUUGAUGAUGCAGUAAAGAGAAUUUUACGAGUCAAGUUUAUUAUGGGUUUGUUUGAGAACCCAUUAGCUGAUCAAAGCUUUAUCCAUCAACUCGGUAAAAAGGAGCAUAGAGAAUUAGCUAGAGAAGCAGUAAGGAAAUCACUAGUGCUGUUAAAGAAUGGAGAAUCUGCUGACAAGCCAGUGCUUCCUCUCCCAAAGAAAGCACCAAAAAUACUUGUUGCUGGUAGCCACGCAAACAACCUUGGUUUUCAGUGCGGUGGUUGGACAAUUGAAUGGCAGGGUCUUGGCGGCAACAACCUUACUACUGGUACAACAAUCCUCUCGGCAAUCAAAGAUACAGUCGAUCCUAAAACAGAAGUCGUCUUCGAUGAAAAUCCAGAUGCAGAGUUUGUCAAGUCAAACAAAUUUUCUUACGCCAUUGUUGUAGUAGGAGAACAUCCAUAUGCAGAAACUUUUGGAGACAGCUUGAAUUUAACAAUUGCUGAGCCUGGUCCAAGCACCAUCACGAAAGUGUGUGGAGCAGUCAAAUGUGUGGUUGUAGUAAUUUCAGGGCGGCCUGUAGUUAUCCAGCCUUACACUGCUUUAAUAGAUGCACUUGUUGCUGCUUGGCUUCCAGGAACCGAAGGCAACGGCAUUACUGAUGUGUUAUUUGGGGAUUAUGGAUUUACUGGAAAACUUUCACGAACAUGGUUUAAGACAGUUGAUCAACUGCCGAUGAACAUUGGCGAUCCACAUUAUGAUCCUCUGUUCCCAUUUGGAUUCGGGCUUACUACCAGUCCUGUUAAAGCCAAUUAGAGGUGUUGUUUUGCCUUUAUUGUAAUGUCUAGGGAGAUUAUGCAAGCCUAAUUAUUAAGAGGCUGUUGUGGCGCAAUUAUUGAAUAAGAGAUGCUUUCUAAUUAGUUGAUCAAUAUGAUGAUAAUUAGGCAAAUUUCGUA
Molecule: messenger RNA, 2171 nt
Organism: Momordica charantia (bitter melon)
Lineage: Eukaryota; Viridiplantae; Streptophyta; Magnoliopsida; Cucurbitales; Cucurbitaceae
Biological process (GO): glucan catabolic process
Molecular function (GO): beta-glucosidase activity
Source: RefSeq, a predicted model, not a curated record